Schistocerca gregaria is the source of this 357-nucleotide messenger RNA. It is a transcript of the gene drm, whose product is annotated as protein drumstick. The record is from RefSeq and is a predicted model, not a curated record. Gene Ontology annotation, cellular component: nucleus. Lineage: Eukaryota; Metazoa; Arthropoda; Insecta; Orthoptera; Acrididae. Gene Ontology annotation, molecular function: RNA polymerase II transcription regulatory region sequence-specific DNA binding; DNA-binding transcription factor activity, RNA polymerase II-specific. The transcript is spliced from 2 exons. Bases 1 to 357 code for a protein of 118 amino acids. Gene Ontology annotation, biological process: embryo development; regulation of transcription by RNA polymerase II; embryonic hindgut morphogenesis.
AUGCCCAUUGAGACGGACGAGCGGCGAGAGUUCCGACGCAAGAUGCGCGCCAAGUGCGAAUUCGUGUGCAAGUACUGCCAGCGCCGCUUCACCAAGCCGUACAACCUGAUGAUCCACGAGCGCACGCACAAGGACGACGUCACCUUCACCUGCGAGACCUGCGGCAAGACCUUCAAGCGGCAGGACAACCUCAAACAGCACAGCAGCGCGAAUCGCGGAGAAAACGGCGGCCGCAUACUGGCUGACCUGGAGGCGGGCGGAGGCGGCGGCCCGGGGUCGUGGCAUUCCGGGAUGACACCGCAGCCGCAGCCGCAGCCGCGGAGAAAGCCGCUGCCGCUGGAGGCCCGCGAGGCGUGA